Microdochium trichocladiopsis is the source of this 783-nucleotide messenger RNA. RefSeq lists its product as uncharacterized. The transcript has 2 exons. The record is from RefSeq and is a predicted model, not a curated record. Bases 1 to 696 code for a protein of 231 amino acids. NCBI's taxonomy places the organism in Eukaryota, Fungi, Ascomycota, Sordariomycetes, Xylariales, Microdochiaceae.
AUGCCGGCAUGGAUGGAAAAGUUUAUCACACGCGAAGACGUGUCCCCAGACCCACGGCGUAGCAGCGGCGAGCGCCCAGCCGUGGACGUACACUACACGGCGCUCCAUGGAGGACACAAGCGCAUCCUCGGCAUGCAAGGGGACACCGAACCGCGGUGGGUGUCGGUGCUUGGCGCGUGGGGGAGCAAGGUCAAAGUCACCCGCGGCGCCGGUGGCGACGAUGGCAAGAAGGACCAAGGGACGAAACUUGCCGUGAUCGACUUCCACAACCUCACACUGCAUCCGCACAUUGAGCUGGACAGACCAGACUACGGGGUCACGAAGGUGUCCUUAAUGGACGGGCAGUUCGACGCGAGCGAAUGCUCCGACGGCGCGCUGGGCAUACUGCGCCGUAAGGAGACGGGCAGCGCGUACAACGGCGCGGCAACCUGGGAAAUGCGCACAUUCGACCCGUCGUUGGACGCUGCUGCGGCGGCGGCGGCGUCUGAGCUGAUAGUGUCGGCAUCCAUCGACGCCGGCCAGCUCAACGGCGUCAUCAGCAUCUGGAGGGCCGGGCUGAGCGAAGAGGCCAUCGAGCAGCUCGUGCUCGUAGCUGUCUCCCAGAUAGAGUACAUCAAGUUCAUAACGAGGAUCAGCCAGCGGUCUGCGGUCAUGGGCGGGGGCAGGGCGACGUGGAUGGUAGCUCAAGCCCUUUGAGUUCGGCUCCUGGUGUGCAGAGAUGGACAAGGGCAGUUAGUCCUUAGCAUGCAAUUGAUUUGAGAGACUUGUACCUCGAGUACCUAU